This is a messenger RNA of Botrytis cinerea B05.10, 1142 nucleotides long. RefSeq lists its product as hypothetical. The coding region runs from base 100 to 1050 and encodes 316 amino acids. The record is from RefSeq and is a predicted model, not a curated record. The transcript has a single exon. NCBI's taxonomy places the organism in Eukaryota, Fungi, Ascomycota, Leotiomycetes, Helotiales, Sclerotiniaceae.
GAUUUUCAGUCAUCGAUUGUGGAUUUGAGAUAAUCUUGCUCUAUUUUACUUUACUUAUCUAUCUAUCUAAACCCCAACCCCAAUCCCCCAAACAAAGAAAUGGCACCAACAAUCCUCAUCAUCGGCGCAACCGGCAACACCGGCCUCCCCCUAACCACGCACCUCUCCGCGCACCUCCCGCCGCAGCAAAAAAUCCUCGCCCUAACCCGCUCCCCCACCUCCCCCUCCGCCCUGUACCUCUCUACCCUCCCCUCCGUCCAAGUCCUCCAAUACUCCUACCCCGAAAUCACAAGCGCCUGGCUGCUCUCGCACGAAAUCGAGAAAGUCUUCAUAUCCACACACACCGAACCCACGCAUUUUUCCGAAGAAUCGCAGUUUCUGAUCGCGGCCCGCGACGCCGGCGUGAAAUACGUCGUGCGCAUGAGUACCACGGCCGCGAACGUGCACGCGGACACGCGCCCCUAUUACGCGCGCAGUCACUGGGCGAUCGAGACGCUUUUAUCUGCGCCCGAGUUUGCGGGGGCCGGAGGCUUGAAGUGGACGAGUCUGCAGCCGAAUGGGUUUACGAACAUGGUUCUCUAUACCGCGGCGGCGUAUAUCCGGGAAUAUCGCACCACGGGUGUGGUGCCCGAGACGCUGCAUUUGAUCGCGGAUGAGGAGGCGAAAGUGGGGAUUAUUGAUCCGGCUGAUGUGGGGGUGCUUGCUGCGAAAUUGCUGCUUUGCUCUGAGGCGGAGGUGGAGAAGCAUAAUGGGAAGAAAUAUGUGCUUAAUGGGCCUGAAGAUAUAACCGGGCGGGGAAUUGUAGAGUUGGUGGAGAAAUAUUUAGAUGGGAAGAAAGUGAAAGAGGUGAAGUAUAGAAGUAUAGGGAUGUUGGAUGCGAUGAUUGCGCAAACGCCGUAUUCGAAGAAUGUAAUUGGGAGUUUGAGGCAUGCGGUGGAGGCGAACUGGAAUGGGGAGUGCAGUGUUGCGACGACUAGUAAGGAGGUGCUGGAAUUUGCUGCGCCGAAGGGGACACCAGAGGAGGCAUUGAAGAAGAUGUUGGAGCAGUAGAUGGGUGUAGAUGUAUAUACGUAUUGCUGGAGGGGUAGAAGAUGAAGCGUUAGGGGUUGAUGAGCAAGAAACUAUUAAAAUUAACGGUGUCA